Messenger RNA from Candida dubliniensis CD36, 606 nucleotides. RefSeq lists its product as uncharacterized. NCBI's taxonomy places the organism in Eukaryota, Fungi, Ascomycota, Pichiomycetes, Serinales, Debaryomycetaceae. The record is from RefSeq and is a predicted model, not a curated record. The transcript has a single exon. Bases 1 to 606 code for a protein of 201 amino acids.
AUGUUAAAGUAUUAUAAUCGAUCACUGACGUUCGAUGAAUUGGUUUUAAAACUAUCUGCAUUGAAAGAUACAACAUGUUAUAUACUAAUUUCUGAUCCUGCUCUAUAUUAUUCACACCACUCUAGUGAUACUAUUAAAUUGUCAUUGAAAGGGAUCCAUAAUCUAAGUAAUUGUCAAUUAAUAUUGAUUGAAUCAUGGUCAGAAAUCAAAGAUUUUGUAUCCAGUAUAGUUGAUCGAUGUCUUAUUGUGUUUUAUGGUAUUUUCAAAACGUUUAUUGAACUUGGAUUGAAUGAUGAUGUAGGAAAGAAGAACGUGUUUUUGCAACAUCAUCAAUUUUGUGGAUGGGAAUUGAAUAAAUUGUUUCAUCUUCUUUUACUUAAGCAAUCAAAGUAUGGAGUAGAUGUACUUGUGAACGAUUGUAUUGGUCAAGAUAAUGAUAAUGAUGAUAGUGAACCAUUAAUUUGGAGUUUACAAAUACCUAAUGUGAGAGAAAAACUACGUAACGAUAUAACAACUACUAAUCAAGAAGAAAAGAUGAUCUCGUUGCGAGUGAUAUUUAUUAAAUGGUUUGAAACGACUAAUAGAAUAGACUAUUCAAUUGUAUAA